AAAGAGCCACAGGUACAACGACGAACGCGGCUGCAUUACAUUAUUAUUAUUAUAUUAUUUUCCCGCUCCGUGGGCAUUACAAUUUAAACCGAAAGUUUAGCCCGAUCAGCCGUUUUGAAUUGAGUCUCUCAAAUAUCAACGGAGUCCACACUAAACCAUCUACAAGAUGGAUCAAAUGCUCAGCCCCAACUUCUCGAUUCCGAGCAUCGGAACGCCGCUCCACCAGAUGGAAGCGGACCAGCAGAUAGUGGCCAAUCCUGUGUACCAUCCUCCGGCUGUUCCGCAGCCGGAUUCGUUGAUGCCGGCCCCCGGCUCCAGCUCCGUGCAGCACCAGCAACAACAACAGCAGUCGGACGCCAGUGCGGGAUCCGGUCUCUUUGGCCACGAACCAUCUCUCCCACUGGCCCACAAACAGAUGCAGAGCUACCAGCCAUCGGCCUCCUAUCAGCAGCAGCAGCUACAGAGUCAGGCGCCCGGCGGCGGUGGUAGCACACCGCAGUCUAUGAUGCAGCCGCAGACGCCGCAGAGCAUGAUGGCCCACAUGAUGCCCAUGAGUGAGCGGAGUGUGGGCGGUUCGGGAGCCGGAGGUGCCGGCGAUGCCCUGAGCAACAUCCACCAGACGAUGGGCCCUUCGACGCCGAUGACACCAGCCACACCAGGUUCUGCUGAUCCCGGUAUUGUGCCACAACUUCAGAACAUCGUUUCCACGGUUAAUCUGUGCUGCAAACUGGACCUCAAGAAAAUCGCAUUGCAUGCGAGAAACGCCGAGUACAAUCCUAAACGAUUUGCGGCUGUGAUUAUGCGAAUCCGAGAGCCCCGGACCACCGCCCUGAUCUUCAGCUCCGGCAAGAUGGUGUGCACCGGAGCAAAGAGUGAGGACGACUCCAGACUGGCAGCGAGGAAGUAUGCGCGCAUCAUCCAAAAGCUCGGUUUCCCUGCAAAGUUCCUUGACUUUAAGAUUCAAAACAUGGUCGGCUCCUGCGAUGUCAAGUUCCCCAUUCGCUUGGAAGGCCUGGUGCUGACCCAUUGCAACUUCAGCAGCUACGAACCGGAGCUAUUUCCCGGCUUGAUCUAUCGUAUGGUGCGGCCCCGUAUCGUGCUCCUCAUCUUCGUGUCCGGGAAGGUGGUACUCACGGGCGCCAAGGUGCGGCAGGAGAUCUACGACGCCUUCGACAAGAUAUUCCCCAUUCUAAAGAAGUUCAAGAAGCAGUCAUAAAUAGGAUAGCGCUUUAUUAGUUCUGUACGUGUAUGUUUUAAGGUCGGUAGUUCUGGAAGUCUGAUCAUAUGAGCGGGAGCAGCCUGGCGAGCAGCUCCGAUCGAGAAUAAACCACAAAAUAAUUUAGCUGUA
Molecule: messenger RNA, 1348 nt
Organism: Drosophila teissieri
Lineage: Eukaryota; Metazoa; Arthropoda; Insecta; Diptera; Drosophilidae
Gene: Tbp
Product: TATA-box-binding protein
Exons: 2
Coding region: 167-1216 (349 amino acids)
Biological process (GO): DNA-templated transcription initiation
Molecular function (GO): RNA polymerase II general transcription initiation factor activity; DNA binding
Source: RefSeq, a predicted model, not a curated record